AGAGAGAGAGAGAGAGAGAGAGAGAGAGAGGAGAUGGAGUUCGUAGAUGAUAAAGGAGAAGUCGCCACGGCCGGUCGUCACCACCACCAUCGCCAUCUCUCCCAUCCCCAAUCGCUCGUUACCAUCGCCAUCUCUCCCAUCCCCAAUCGCUCGUUACCAUCGCCAUCUCUCCCAUCCCCAAUCGCUCGUUACCAUCGCCAUCUCUCCCAUCCCCAAUCGCUCGUUACCAUCACCACCAUCAUCAUCUCUCCCAUCCCCAAUCGCUCUUCACCACCACCAUCGCUUCUCAGAUCCGUCUUCACCACCGUCACGCUCGUCAUAACCACCACUGUUCACUUCUCGGUCUCUCACUCUAUGUCUCUGGUGGAGCAUACAGGACCAAGAGGGAUGACUCUGCCAAAACUAUGUCCUAGCGUUUGCAAGGUGGUGGUCGUGACUCGUGAGCAAGAGCUGAUGUUGUGCAGAGGAGAUGUCUCGAACUUGUCUCCGUCUAGACUCACACGAAUGUUGCAGUCUCUCACUGGAAUUGCCAAGUGCAGCCUUUGAAGGAUUAUACAGAUAAAACAUUGCUCUACGGCAGACUUGAAGACAAUCAUGCUUAAGUAUGGGUGUUGAGAUAAGUUAUCUUGUUCGUUGAUCUUGUACUGAUUGGUUCCCGUCUUAAGCAUAAGUGUAUAUCCUCAAAUCAUUGUAUUUAGCAACACUUGUUCUGUGUGCUUUUCAGAUACUAGGGAAGCUUGAAGAAGGUGGAAGAGACAGAUGAACCUCGAGGAAGGUUGAAGUGAAACAACGAGCUUGAGGAAGGCGGCGGCUUAGGUUUAGUUUUUAGGUUAAUAUGUUUUAAUUAGUUUUUGUUUAAUAUGUACUUGUUUAGUUUUGUAAAA
This is a messenger RNA of Brassica oleracea var. oleracea, 884 nucleotides long. RefSeq lists its product as uncharacterized. The coding region runs from base 34 to 546 and encodes 170 amino acids. NCBI's taxonomy places the organism in Eukaryota, Viridiplantae, Streptophyta, Magnoliopsida, Brassicales, Brassicaceae. The transcript has 4 exons. The record is from RefSeq and is a predicted model, not a curated record.